AUGCUUGCUAAAGUUUUUCACCUUCUAGCCUCCGUGCUCUCAAUUAGCUGUGCCAAUUACCAUAAGGCAGUAGAUGUGCCACAGGAUAUCACUCAAGAUGAGGGCCACUGUCUCUGGAAAGACAACAACGAUAUUACCUUUAUUAAUACCCUAACAUCGUCCGGACUAUUCGACAGCACUGCUCCAAGGGUGUUCAAAAACCUUGUCAACUACGGAGGCGAUAUGUGGUUCUACAUGAAGCCGUAUCCAUCAAAUGGGAAAUCCGGAUCUCAGCAAAUGGAAAAUGUGUAUCAGGGAUUGAAAAGUGCUCAGAUUAAGUUUUCACACAUCACAGUUCAUAUCGGUGACCCACAACUUUGGUCCAGCGGUUCGGAUGCCAACACAAUUUCAAAGGAUCUAAUCCAACGUGCUGAUCAACACGGAAUCUCUGUUCAAUUCUUCACUUCUCAAUCCAACUGGCACUCGAUCACCAACAACAACCGUAGCUUCUCGAGCUAUAAACUCUGGUGGGCACAUACCAAUGGAGCAGGAAAUGGUGGAGCCACUUCACCAAACUUCGAAGGCUUUGUUUCAUUCGGCGGAUGGACAUCAAGCAGUCUCGUUGGAAAAGAGUAUGCUCGGCAAGUGCAGGAGUGCGGAGUUACCGUUAAUAAAUAUGUGUAUGUGAAGUAA
This is a messenger RNA of Caenorhabditis elegans, 672 nucleotides long. It is a transcript of the gene lys-9, whose product is annotated as Glycoside hydrolase family 25 protein. The record is from RefSeq and is marked reviewed. NCBI's taxonomy places the organism in Eukaryota, Metazoa, Nematoda, Chromadorea, Rhabditida, Rhabditidae. The transcript has 4 exons. The coding region runs from base 1 to 672 and encodes 223 amino acids.